Closterium sp. NIES-67 is the source of this 665-nucleotide messenger RNA. Lineage: Eukaryota; Viridiplantae; Streptophyta; Zygnematophyceae; Desmidiales; Closteriaceae. The record is from the annotation of a GenBank genome assembly.
AGCCCCGCCUGCUACGGCCAUGAGCCAUGGAUCAGGGCCGGGCACGCUGCCUGCCUCUGCUCUCAGGCAGUACCUGGCUCAGAGGCAGGAGGCAGGGGCAUACUACCAGCAGCCACAGCAUCAGGAGCAGCAGCAGCAGCAGCAGCAGCCACAGCAAUCGAAAGAUAAUGGCAUGGCAAAUGAGGCUGGUGAAAGGGUAACGGGUGGGCUUCCUGGGGAGGUGGAGGCUGGGCAGGUGCAUGUGGGAGGGUCUCAGGAUGAUAACGGGGCAGCAGGGAAGUGGGUGACGGGCAGCGAGCCAAUCACCCUAGAGGAAGCCACCCAGGGCCAUAGAGUGGGGCACCAAGGGGAGGAGGCCCAGCAGCAGCAGCAGCAGCAGUAUGUGAGCAACCAGCACAGCAGCAGCAGAAGCAGCAAGGCAUAGGUGCAGCAGCAGCAGCAGCAGCAGAGCCACCAGAGAAGCGGGGCGAGGAGAAGGACCCCCAGAGAGCGCACGAUUCCUUGCAAGAGCAGCUGGAAGGUGUGCCUGUUUUCUCCCAGAACGCCCUCUUUUCGCAGGGGCCUAUCUUCUCCCAAGGCACUCCAGAUGACUACCCCUUCCGCUUCCUCUCCACGCCUAGUGACGAGCCAGGGGAUACCUCUCCCAAGAAAACUGAGAGCGGGGC